Messenger RNA from Dendrobium catenatum, 1625 nucleotides. RefSeq names its product probable protein kinase At2g41970. Lineage: Eukaryota; Viridiplantae; Streptophyta; Magnoliopsida; Asparagales; Orchidaceae. The record is from RefSeq and is a predicted model, not a curated record. The transcript has 8 exons. Gene Ontology annotation, molecular function: ATP binding; protein tyrosine kinase activity. Bases 332 to 1414 code for a protein of 360 amino acids. Gene Ontology annotation, biological process: protein phosphorylation.
CUCAUUUUUCUCCUCUUAUUCUUCAUUCUCUCUCUACUUAAGGGUUCUUGCAAUUUGAUUCCAUCCUUCUUCGCCUGUAUCGCAUUCUCUGUGUCUGUUUUCGAAUCCGCAAAUGGAUUCUUCGUUGAUUGAUUGAGGGAAUAUUUCAACACUUGAUAUUUGUCAGAUAUUGCAUAUUUCUGUGAAGAUUAGAACUGAUCAAGGCCAUAGAAAUGAAAAUAAGUUUCGGCUUGUGAUUUGGUUGUGCAUUGGAACAAUUCAUCAGUUUACAUCCGAGGAGAAUUUUAAGUUUGAUUUUUUUGGUGAUUCUGUGCUCCUGCAACGUUUGACCAUGUCCUGCUGUGGAGGCACAGAAGAGGAGAGCUAUGGUCCACCACCUAACCAGUAUACAGCUCCACCUAACCGCCCAACUCCUGGCCACGAUAGGGAACCAAGAGGCCCCAAUGCUGCCAGGAGUGGAGCUCCACAAGAGAUCCUUCCUAUUGAGAUACCUGCCAUAUCCUUGGCAGAGCUGAAGAAAUUAACCAGUGAUUUUGGACAAAAAGCUCUCAUUGGUGAAGGAUCUUAUGGAAAGGUUUUCCAUGCCAUUUUAAGCACAGGAGAAUCUGCUGCAAUAAAGAAAAUAGAUCCCAAUGCAUCUCAAGAGAGCGAUUCAGAAUUUGCUGCUCAGUUAGCAAUGGUUUCCAGAUUGAAGCAUGAAUGCUUUGUCCAGUUAUUGGGUUACUGUUUGGAGGCAAAUAAUAGAAUACUGGUCUACCAGUUUGCUACAAAAGGAUCCUUACAUGAUGUACUGCAUGGUAGGAAAGGGGUGCAAGAUGCUGUACCUGGCCCUGUACUUAGCUGGAUUCAGCGAGUGAAAAUCGCCUAUGGAGCAGCUAGAGGUCUGGAGUACCUACAUGAAAAAGUCCAGCCUUCUAUAGUCCAUCGUGAUGUCAGAUCCAGCAAUGUUCUUCUCUUCAAUGGCUUUGAAUCCAAAUUGGCGGACUUCACAUUAACAAACCAGUCUCCUGAUACUGCUGCUCGUUUGCAUUCAACUCGUGUUUUAGGGACUUUUGGCUACCAUGCUCCAGAGUAUGCAAUGACAGGGCAGCUGACACAGAAGAGUGAUGUUUAUAGCUUUGGUGUUGUUCUCUUAGAGCUCUUGACAGGAAGAAAGCCAGUAGACCAUACUAUGCCUAAAGGACAGCAGAGUCUUGUAACCUGGGCAACUCCGAGGCUAAGUGAAGACAAAGUUAAACAGUGCGUGGAUCUUAAGCUGAACAAUGAUUAUCCUCCAAAGGCUGUUGCCAAGUUGGCAGCAGUUGCAGCGCUGUGUGUUCAGUAUGAAGCUGAUUUCAGGCCUAACAUGACAAUAGUUGUUAAAGCUCUUCAGCCUCUUCUCCAUACAAAAGCUGGUCCAGAAAGCCAUGCCUGACCUCAAACUAUUCUUCUUCUCUUUGGGUUGCCAUUCAUUUUGUUCGAUUAGGCUUGAAGCCUCUUCCUGUGUCGAAUCAUAUUUUUUGGUUGAAACCCAUUUGUUGGUUUUUUUAGUAAAUUAUUGUAUUAUGUAGAAUUGAUGAACUGGACAAAAUGUCAUGAGUUAUUAACUUAUUUUCUUGGAAACUAUGCACAGAUGAAGAUCUGUA